This is a messenger RNA of Oldenlandia corymbosa var. corymbosa, 879 nucleotides long. NCBI's taxonomy places the organism in Eukaryota, Viridiplantae, Streptophyta, Magnoliopsida, Gentianales, Rubiaceae. The record is from the annotation of a GenBank genome assembly.
AUGGCUCCUGAAUUGGUAUCUCCCAAAGAUGUAGUUCCCUCUUCUUCUGUUGUAGAAGAUUUCAGCAGACCUGAAUCACAAACUAAAAAGGUUGAUGAUGGAAACAUUAAAUCUGUAUCUGAUCCUUCUUCUAUCUCCGUUGCAACAAAAACUGUAAACCACCAAGUGCCAAUAGUUAACAGUGGUGUGCCAAUGAACAGUCACUUUGAUUCUGGGAACGAGUCUGUGGAAUCUGAAGCAACUGUGAAUCUUAAGGCAAUUGUUGAUCGUGCCCCAUCUGUCCCAAAUGUUGCUGCACAGAGGUACAUUGCUGACAUCAAUGGGAUGAUUGAUACUAAAAGUAUCUAUUUUUCUAUUGUUGUGCGUGUUAUGACACUAUGGAAGGGUAACAAAAUCCAAGCUACCAUACAUGGUCGAUAUGUAAAAGAUUUUGUGGAUUUCUUCAGAGAAGGUUGUGUAAGGAAGUUGUCACGUUUCGAUCAUGCUUUGAACAUAAGUGGUGGAUUCCGAUGUGCUCAACAUGAAUACAAAAUUCUAUUUGAAUCAAAGACAUUAGUUGAAUCUGUCAUUGAUCUUGACAUUGACAUACCUUUUCAUGUUUUCGAGUUUAUGCCAUUUGCAGAAGUCACAAAUUUUAUCGCUAACUUUGAUUAUUGUUUUGAUCUGAUAGGACACCUUAUUGCAUAUAGUGAUCCUAUUGUUGACUACGGCAAAAAGAGAAUUUUUGUUGAACUUGAAGAUGAAAGGGCUGACAGGCUUAAGGUAACUCUUUGGGGUGAACAUGUUGACAGAGUUAUUGACUACAUGUGUACAAAUCCUUCUUAUCCUGUUGUGCUAAUUGUUCAAUAUGUGAAAUGCAAGAAGUAUUACUGUAAGUAA